CUUUUAAAUGUGAGCCAUGGCGCCCCUCAUGACAGCUCGCAUUGGCCGCAGGGGCUCUUCCGCAGCGUUUCAUGUCCUGCUUUUCCCAUUGACUGUUCAUCUUACGACUCCCUCCUCUGCAGACCGAUGCUUUAAGUGAGGUCCGCGGGGCGCUGUCGCAGCCGCUGCUGCCCCCUUACCGCAUCGCCCAGGUGGCCGUGUCUGUGCUCACAGCCCUGGAAGCCCUGCACGGCCAGGGCUAUGCACACCUGGACAUCAAGCCCUCUAACUUGCUGCGAACAUCGGAAGGCCGCUUGAUGGUGGGUGAUGCAGGCUGCAUGCAGCGGGUGGCAGCCGAUGGCAUGCUGCACCUGCCUGCCUCGGGCACGCCCCUCUUUGCGGCACCGGAAACGAAGCGCAAGGGCGCCUUCAGUGUCAAGGCGGACUUGUACUCUGUGGGCGUCCUGCUGACGGUGUGUGCCGCGUGGCACCGACAAACGGGUCGCGUUCUGGGCUUCUUGCGCGGUGAGGCGGCGCUACCGGAUUUCCUGCCGGAUGAGCUCAAGGACCUCGUGGUGCGGCUCGUGGCUGUGGAUCCGGAGCAGCGGCUCAGUGCGGAGGAGGCAUUGCGGCACCCCUUUCUGGCUGCAGUGGAUGCGGGCCCGCUGCUGCCGGUCCGCGUUGACGGGACGGUCCCGCGGUAGGGAGGCCCGCGGAGGGAGGGGGUUAAUCCGCUGCGUGCGUCGGGGGACGCCCUUGCUAUCAGUAGCUGCUUUUCGUGAUUCCCAAAAUAAGCUUAAGAGUGCCCAGCGGGUGUGCGGACGAAACGAAUAAGGCUGGGUACCAGUUUGCAGACCGAGAGGGGCCUAUCUAUAUUUGCCUAUGGGCCCGGGACUGUCUUUGCCAUUGCGGUGCACAUCGCGUGCGCAUCAUGGAGCGUUGCAUGCAUGGGAGGUAACAGGAAAAACCCGCAUCGUGACUUGGAUAAUUAAACAAACGGAAAACGGCAGAGCGAACACUUUGCAAGGUCAGAAGUAAUGCGCGCGUUGUUUCAGUAUUACCCGAUGAUGCCUGACUUGGAGGGGAGGUCACGUGGCGAUGCGCGCGGGCGGCAGCAGGGGCAUGGCGUGGAUGGCUGCAUUCGCCACAAGUGCAUGGUGCAUGGCGGAGCUACAUGGUUUUGCAUAUAUUUAACUUCAUCACCGGCAGAAUGGGACAGCACCAGAGCAGAUGUGCGGAUUGGUGAUAUUCAUUAAUUUAUAGGCCUUUGUCGGUGGUACCCAAUUUUUCUUGUCCUUAUAGCAGCGGGUGAACGCUUUGCUGCUACUACUCGUGUUUCGGUUUUGCGAGUUUCGCGCUGUGCCGUGGACGUUGCUCUUGUGUAUGACACUCGGCCUGAAGGACAGUGUUCCAGUAGCGCGAGAUGAUGUUGACUCUGUGGGCGUAGUCUGGUGUUUUGGAUUCGACGCCAGUGGGAAGCAUGAUGAAGACAUGUCUUAACGGCUUUCGUUGUUGAAUAACAACCGGUGGUUACGGCGGAUCCAUGCGGCCGGUUAUGGACUGGACGCCGCACAUCCUGUGCCAACCAUAAGGCUCAUGUUCUCAGGGCUUUUGCCAGAAGUAGAAAGGUGCAAAACAACUGUAAACGGAUGAUUGUCU
Molecule: messenger RNA, 1638 nt
Organism: Volvox carteri f. nagariensis
Lineage: Eukaryota; Viridiplantae; Chlorophyta; Chlorophyceae; Chlamydomonadales; Volvocaceae
Gene: stpk11
Product: serine/threonine protein kinase 11
Exons: 1
Coding region: 297-683 (128 amino acids)
Biological process (GO): protein phosphorylation
Molecular function (GO): protein kinase activity; ATP binding
Source: RefSeq, a predicted model, not a curated record